Molecule: messenger RNA, 2657 nt
Organism: Schizophyllum commune H4-8
Lineage: Eukaryota; Fungi; Basidiomycota; Agaricomycetes; Agaricales; Schizophyllaceae
Exons: 7
Coding region: 18-2591 (857 amino acids)
Biological process (GO): rRNA processing
Cellular component (GO): small-subunit processome; Pwp2p-containing subcomplex of 90S preribosome
Molecular function (GO): protein binding; acyltransferase activity, transferring groups other than amino-acyl groups
Source: RefSeq, a predicted model, not a curated record
GCCUGCUAACCCCCAUAAUGUCUGUUAAGCGCUCGCUCUCGGGAGCGGACACCAUCUCGCGCAAAAAGCCUAGGACUGGGUCGAAGAAGGGCAAGAGAGUCAACAAUCCAAAUGCCCCGAUCAAGAGCACGGAGGAGCGCUUGAGAUUCAUCCAAGACGAGUCGUGGAAGGACGAUGAGGCGAGGGAGCUCGAGGGACUGGUGUUCGGGAAGGCGUUCGCGGGGAAUGAUGACGAGGUGAUGCUAGCGGAUAAUGAUGAGCCUGUGCAGCUGGGCUUUGAGUUUAGUUCGGGCGCGGGGGAGCUGGGGCACUUGGAGGAUAAUGAUCUCUUCGUGCUCGAUGGAGCGGAUGCUAUCCUACCCUCUACACAUGACGGGGAGAGCGAAGAAGAUGAAGACGCCAAUCGCAGUGAACGAGGAAGCUCGCGAUCGGGCGACGACGAGGCUACACCUCCCCCUCAGCCAACCUUACCGAAACCAAAAUCUCGAGCUGCUUGGCAUGACCCCAGCGAUCUAGCCUCUUCUGCCACCCUUGCCCCCGCCGCCCCCUCCGCUCGCCUUCGCAAACUACGCCACGCACCCGACGAGAACAUCGCGGAUUUAUCCACCAAAGAGUACGAAUCCCGCCUGCGCGCGCAAUUCAAGCGCAUCCACGGAGAGGCAUCGUGGGUCUCGAAGGCGCGCGCCAAGGCUCGCGGCACGGGCGAGGAGGAUGCGAGUGAGGCGUCGGAUGCACUCGCGGGCGUUGUCCUGAGGCCUCGCACGAGACGCGGGGACGGGAAGUUGCAAGUGCGGAGGUUACACGACGUGCUCAGCGGCGAUGGACAGGGCGAGAUCAAGAGUGUGGUGUUCCACCCCAGCGAGCGCGUCAGCGUCCUGGCAGUCGGUUCGUCAGAUCGACGUGUGCGGUUGUACGGUGUCUCUUCCACUGCGCCGCCGACGCUGGUGCAAACCCUGCAUAUCCCCUCUCUUCCCCUCUCUUCGUCAGAGUCAUUGGCCUUCUCUCCCUCUGGGCGGGAGAUGCUGAUGAGCAGUGAUCGGCGGGGCUUUGCAUGGCUAUGGGACCUUGAAGGCGGAAGAGUGACCAGGCGAGAGCUCUCGGCACCUGCAUCAGUUUUGGACGAGGGGUUCAACCGUCAUAAGCGCCCACGCGAGGGUAGCGGGGUGUCGUUUCCCUCGUUCUCGCCGACCGGUUCUCUGCUUUCGCUCGCCACGGAAGGCACCAUUUGCCUGUACGACUGGCGCAACACAGGCAGCGGUCGCUCCCAGGGUACCCUUGUUUCGUCCUUCAAGCCGGGGACCGCCAAAGGUGACGGGGGCAUCGCUGGUGUGAGAUGGGUCGGCGAAAACACGCUCUCUGUCCUCCUUUCUUCAUCCACCGUCUUGCUGUAUGAUACUCGAAACACUGCUCGCUCAACUCUCUCGUCGACGCCUUGCGUCAGCAAGUGGACAGACGAGGGCGGCGGCUUCCGCGGCUCGGCGCGCUGCCUGGGUACAAGCGCGGGUCUCGGCGACGGCGCUGCUGGAUGGCUCGGCGUCGGCUCCUCAUCAGGCCUAAUCAACCUGUAUUCCCCGUCGAGCUUGGGCGAAGCGAUGUCCGCCGGGUCCCCGAAGCCGCUGAAGACGAUCGAGUCGCUCACGACGCCGGUCUCGCUGCUGCGCUUCAACUCGGACGCGAGCAUGUUGGCGCUUGCGAGCAAGGGCACGAGCGGGAAGACGUCGGUCGGGAUGCGCUUGUUCAACACUAACUCGCUCACGACGUACUCGAACUGGCCGACGUCCGCGACGCCGCUCGGACGCGUCACGGCAGUCGACUUUAGCCGGAGGGGCAAUGGGCAGGAGUACCUGGCGGUGGGAAAUGUGCGGGGGAGAGUGACUCUGUGGUCAAUCGAGCAAUUUCCUCUCGAGCUUUCGCCUGUCACCCCUCUCGACAUCACCACCAUGCAUACCACCGACCGUCUCCUUCUGCGUGCCUACGAAGACGAUGACAAGCGCGACAUCCUUGCACUCUAUAACGACCCUUCUGUAGCCCGCUUCAUCUCCCUCGACGACCUCGUCCCGCGCGAUGCGGCCUAUUUUGACACGCACAUCCGCCCUUUGAACGCGGGCUGCCUUUUCUACGCCGUGAUCGUUACGCGCGAGCCCGCCAAUGCCCCUAAGCUGAACCCCAACCGCGACGGCGCCGGCCCCCUAGUCCACAACGCCGUUUUCGCCGAACUCGAGCCUGAACCCAGGACCUUCGUUGGCGAGGUUUCCCUCAGUCUCACAGGUCGUACGGCGAAGAAUAGGGAUGUCACUUUGCAUAUCGCCAUUCGGCAGGGGAUGCAAGGCCGCGGUUACGGGGCGGAGGUGCUUCGGUGGCUGGUGGAUUAUACGUUCCGGGCUCUUGGCAUGCAUAGGAUGUCGUUGGGCGUAUUUGAGAGUAAUGUGGGGGCAUACAGGAUUUACAAGCGACUAGGCUUUGUGGAAGAGGGUCGCCUGAGGGAGGCAGUGAGGACUCCAGAGGGAACAUGGGACGAUCUCAUUCACAUGGGCAUAUUGGAGGACGAAUGGCGGAUGAGACGCGAAGACAGGUCCAACGCGCGAGUAUAAGUCAGCGCAGCUCCUAGCACAUACACAGUAAUGCAUAAGCUAGUCAGAUCGUAAUCGGCUCAUCGC